CGUUCCCCCCCGACUUCCCACAUCCUCCCUCUGGCCCCCAAAGCAGUCUUGCACAGGUGUACCGGCUCCUCCCCUUCAGUCUUGCACAGGUGUACCGGCUCCUCCCCUUCAGUCUUGCACAGGUGUACCGGCUCCUCCCCUUCAGUCUUGCACAGGUGUACCGGCUCCUCCCCUUCAGUCCCCUUGCACAGGUGUACCGGCUCCUCCCCUUCAGUCUUGCACAGGUGUAGCGGCUCCUCCCCUCCAGUCUUGCACAGGUGUAGCGGCUCCUCCCCUUCAGUCUUGCACAGGUGUACUGGCUCCUCCCCUGGACUGAAACAGCUUCCUCUGAUGUCACCGCACACUCCUGACUGUCCCUGGCCCCGCCCC
Messenger RNA from Staurois parvus, 369 nucleotides. The record is from the annotation of a GenBank genome assembly. Lineage: Eukaryota; Metazoa; Chordata; Amphibia; Anura; Ranidae.